UAAAUACCACAGCGACACCAUUGAGUCCUUCCAUGCUGUGAUUGUGAGUAUUUUCACUGCCUAGAGACUUGUUUUUGUCUGGGCUCUUGCUACAUUUGUCCAGAAUGGCCUCUAAAGCUCUCAUCUUCCUCAUUGCGUCCUUUCUUUUGCUUGCAACUAAGGCUUCAUCUAAAGACGAUGAGGAUUUUUUCUCUGAGGUUCUAGCCAAGACACCUGCACCAGCCCCAGCACCAGUCAAGGCACCACCUCCAACUCUCCCUCCGGUGAGCAUUACAGAGUGUCCUCGUCUGUGUGGAGUGAGGUGUUCUCUGCACUCUAGAAAGAGACACUGCACAAGAGUGUGCAUGACAUGCUGCCAACGCUGCAAAUGUGUUCCACCAGGUACCUACGGUAACAAGGAGAUGUGCGGUAAGUGCUACACUGAUAUGACCACCCACGGCAACCGGCCCAAGUGCCCUUGAAGCUUUACAUUGUGUCCCAACUUCUUAAAUUCAUUUCUAUGUUUUAGGCUUUGGUAGGGAGAUGAGAGUGAUAGAUAGGUAGUUUUGCCUGGCUUCAUGAUCUUCCCAGUGUGUGUUUGGCAGUAGUUUUUUGGUUCACAGUUCGUGAUCUGUAACAUUGGCUUUGUUGAUCUGCGUCUGCUACAUACAUUUUAAUGGACUUUGUCAUUCCUAUUAUGUAUUAAUAGUAGAAGUGAUUUAGUA
Messenger RNA from Macadamia integrifolia, 704 nucleotides. Its product is annotated as gibberellin-regulated protein 14-like. NCBI's taxonomy places the organism in Eukaryota, Viridiplantae, Streptophyta, Magnoliopsida, Proteales, Proteaceae. The transcript is spliced from 4 exons. The coding region runs from base 105 to 461 and encodes 118 amino acids. The record is from RefSeq and is a predicted model, not a curated record.